AAACAGAGGGAGGGAGAGAGACUAUAGGAACGCAGCGGCGGCGGCGGCGGCGGCUCGUGCGUGUGGCGGUAGAAACGACUGGCGGGGCGGACAUGGAGGGGCUCGGGAAAAACGCUGGGAACUGACCGAGAACCGACGCGCGCGCGAGAGAGAGAGGAGAGAGAGGAGAGAGACGAGGCCGGACGGACGGAUAGAAACGGGAAGGACGGACGGAAGGAAGGGAGGAGGAGAGGAGAGGAGAGGAGAGGAGGAGAGAGAAAGUCUGACCGAGAGGGAGGAAGAGUGUGAAGAAGGGGCUCGUCUGGAACACGCAAGGACCUAGAGGAGUGCGCCCUGGGCUGGAUGGGACCCACCAUGCCCCCCAGUAAGAAGGCCCAGAGCCCCAGUAGUGGAGCCAGUGCCUCGCAGGGCAUGAGCCCGCCGUACCGGCAGGGCGACGCGGCCACGGCGGCGUCCGAGGCCGAGGCGGCCGACCUCUCCCUCUCCCUGUCCGCCUCCUUCUCCAAGGCUGAGGACGAGGAACUCACCAGCCUCUCCUGGCUCCACGAGAGCACGGACCUCCUCAACAGCUUCAGCCACUCCGGGCUGCGUAGCGUCUCGCCUCUGCAGGACCCCGACGGCCAGCACCCGCGCUCGCCCUCUUCCUCGUCCCCCUCGCCGGACGACCCCCUGCUGGGCGACGCGCACUCGGCGUACGACUUGACGGCGGGGGCCAACCGAAAACCUCCGUACUCCUUCAGCUGCUUGAUCUUCAUGGCCAUCGAGGACGCUCCGAACAAGCGGCUGCCGGUGAAGGAUAUCUACGGCUGGAUUCUCGAGCACUUCCCUUACUUUGCAAGCGCCCCCACUGGCUGGAAGAACUCAGUGCGCCACAAUCUGUCACUCAACAAGUGCUUCAAGAAAGUGGAUAAAGAUCGCAGCCAGAGCAUAGGCAAAGGCUCGCUGUGGUCCAUAGACCCGGAGUACAGACACAACCUGAUCCAGGCGCUAAAGAAGACGCCGUAUCAUCCCUACUCGCCGGGUCUGGCCACGCCCUCCACCUCCCCGCCCACCCUACCACCGACAUUUCACCACAGUCCUCCAUUGUGGUCGGGGAGUCCCCUCUUCAGAAAGAACGGAGGAGUCCUCCUACAAGUUCCCCGUGGCGUGAUCCAGAACGGCGCCCGCGUCCGGAGCCAGGCCCUCUUCCCCGUCAUCAGACCCCUACCCGUCAGCCCCGUGGGGAGCCGGACCUCGGCCAUCAGAUCAUCCCUGGGAGACUACCUGAGCCGAGGACAGGACAGCCCGUCCCGCUACUCCCCGCCCCCCUGCGGCGAGGACCUCCAGGACGACCACACCUACAGCACGGCCAAGUCCCCCAGCAGGCUGUGCCCGUCGCAGGGCGCCGCCGCGUCCCCCCCGCUGGACGACGACGACAUCAUCGCCGUGGAGAUCCAGGAGGACGUCAAGCCCGAGCCGCGGGAGAUCCCGCUGGACGCCCACAUCGCCACCGCCGCCUACCUUUCCCAGCAGCCCCCGCGCGGACAGAGACGCAGCUCGGGGACGGGGGGCGCCGGGACGCUGGCGGGCAGCAGUUUGCCCUGGACCAAAAGCCGAGCGCGGGGCGUCGGCGACACGCUGCCGCUGAAGAAGCGGCGCGCGGCGGCGGUGGAGAAGCCGCCGGAGAGCGACGACGAGGAGAUGAAAGAGGCGGCGGGGUCGCUGCUCCACCUGGCGGGGGUCCGGGCCUGCCUCAACAACAUCACAAACCGCACCGCCAAGGGCCAGAAGGAGCAGAAAGAGGCCCUGAGAAACUAAAACACACACAUAGAUCUCACACACACACACACACACACACACACAGUAGACGGCUCAAAGCACGCACACAAUAACACGCAUAUACAAACACACAAAUAGGUGAACAGGUAACGUUACUACAGCAUUAGUCUCCACGGACACUGGUCAUCUCCCUCUAUCUAUCUGCAGGGCAUUAGGUGAAUCCUACUUAUUUGUGGCAAUAUCAAAAAUCUAUGUUUUCCUACAUGUUCAGCAACACUAACAUCAAAUGGGUAUUUCUCAUGUGUCUUUGUUGUUUCUGUUGUUCAAAAGGGGAUGAAAGCCAUAAGAUUACAGGAAAAAAACAAAAAACAAAAAAGAAAAUCAAAAAAAAAAAAAAACGACGACGCAUGUUUUGUCACCAAUUUGGACACGUGGAGACGCGACAGAAGCCGAGGUCACGGGAACGGAAGAUGGCUGUGUGUGUUUCGACUUUUUUUUCUUCUUCCUUUUUUGGUUUUUUUGUUUUUUUCUCGUUUCUAUGUGAAAAUCUGUAGCAAUCUUGCGGCGGUGCCCAGCAGGGACGGCGACUCGCUCCGCAUCACUCUCUCCUUACAUCCACGAGCACAAAUGUGAGACUGUGCCAAAGAUAAGCGACCAGGUUGCUUCAUGUAGCCAAUUACGACGAGCGCUGACGGUAAAGGAAAAAAAAAAAAGAAAGAAAAAGAAGAAAGGAAAAAAAAAACCCGCGUGAAGAGCUAGAGAGAGCGACCUUAAGUGUCAAGAUAAUUGUAAAACCCAAUGUGAUAUAUAUUCAUGCACUCAAGAUUAUUUUACGCCACUUAUAACAAAAGCGUCAUGGGUAAAAAAGACAUGGUUUAUUUCAAGAGCACUCAUAGUAUUUAAGAAUAAAUAUAUUAAAAUAAGAAAGAAAAAAAAAAAAAGCUCAUGUUUAUCACCAUAGCGACGGAUAGUGUGCCGGGUCUGAGGCAAUAUCUCCUUCAUUUUGUUGUUGUUGUUGCAUCAAUGUAAACGUCCCUAUAAGAAGCUCCCCAGUCUUAGAUAUCAGAGCUGCCAGUAGCGACACACACCUUCCAACUCAUCUCGACAGCGUCUGAGGACUCGAUAGACAACCUGUGGGGUUUUUCUUUUUGUUUUUUUUUUUGUUGUUUUUCUUUUCUUAUUCCCGUCGUGUCUGUUUACCCCUCACUCUACCCUCAUAAAGAUAUAAGCAAUUUGUCCCGCGCGGACAACUCUGUAAAAAGGUUAGAAAAUAUUUUAUUUUUUUCCUUUUCUUAAUUGAAGCAAUUUGACCUGCAGGACUUUCUCAGUUAUAUUGCAUGGGUGCUUGUAAAUAAGAUAAGAAGCAAAUCUUUUUUAUUCAAAGAUCAUGUAAGAUAAACGAUGUAUUUAGCAUGAAGCAUGACUUAUUUUCAUAUAAACCUUGAUCCUAGAGGAAAG
Molecule: messenger RNA, 3216 nt
Organism: Salarias fasciatus (jewelled blenny)
Lineage: Eukaryota; Metazoa; Chordata; Actinopteri; Blenniiformes; Blenniidae
Gene: ches1
Product: checkpoint suppressor 1
Exons: 6
Coding region: 343-1797 (484 amino acids)
Biological process (GO): regulation of DNA-templated transcription
Cellular component (GO): nucleus
Molecular function (GO): DNA-binding transcription factor activity; cis-regulatory region sequence-specific DNA binding
Source: RefSeq, a predicted model, not a curated record